CUAUAGGUCAGUUUCUCCAUUAUAUUCAUCAGAUAUGUCUAGGUAUUUAACACACUCAUAUCCUCUUGUCUUAUACGUUUGAGGAUAUAAUAGUACAUUCCCCAUCACAACACUUAAAACUUUGACCUGCAAUAAGAUACCCCCCUGCAUAUACUCAGUAACUUACCAAAUAAAUCGUAGUCCAUUGCAACUCAUAUAACUAACAUAAUGGCUUCUUAUACCGCUUCCCGAGAAUCUGUAUCCCUCCUACCAGGAUCCUUUCCAACAGACGACACGAUAGCCGCACAAGAUCCCAGCUUAGCUUCCUCAGAUUCUCAUCAUAAUAAGCUGCAUAAACGAGAAGACCCAAGGGGAUGGAGUGAUGAAGAGAAAGCAGCUCGAAAACACCAGCAUACGGACUCCGCUAUUGAGUUGACAGAUCCAGAUCAAACCUUACAGCCAAACUCCCACGCUCGCGACCGAGUGAACGAAGGAACUCUUCAGUCUAACAAUGUCACUGUACGAGAUAGCGAUGUAGUACCAGGCACUAGUUCCCCUAGCACGACAAGAUCGCCCAACUAUCAAGGAAAUGACAGUAAACCUGGCUUUAUGACCGGUGCUGUUGACAGUCACAAUGCCAACAGUGCCAGCAACCCUUAUCCUAAAACGACCACAGAGGAUAUUUCCUCUCAGAAUCAAACCAGCUCAAGGGGAAUUGGUGCUGUUGGUCCCGCAACUGGGAUAGCCACUGCUUCUACGACCGACAACACGCAGCCAGAGCAAUCACCCGAGAAUCGAAACACCAUUCGGAACGGCCUGCGCCAAACCAGCAAUGUUGAGCAUCAGGAUCCGUACUGGGGCGACGCUCCCCGCGGGACCGGCAUUUAUAACACAGUUACUGGACACGGUAGCCCCGAGACAGCCACUGAAGGGUCCAUUCAAAACCAUGGCCCUUCUCUGAGUCAUGGACAGCAACGCGCAUUCCCGCUUGUCCUCUCUAGUAACGCUGCUCGCGACGAGGCUACCAACCCCAGCGGAUCGCGGUUUAAGGAAGGCUUGGAUGAAUCCACUACAGGCGUAGCUGCAGGUCUCACCACAUCUGAACUUGCCGGAACGCGACGAGACCAUCAGCAUAAAGACGACGUAAGGGAACCCGUCUCUCACAAACCCCAUGAAGCAGAUGCGAAGAAAGAGAGCAGAAUCGGUGGCUUAUUCCAUCGGGACCACAAGGACGAGAAAGACAUCAAGUCUGAGAGUAGGCUUGAGCCAGUUCCUAGUAAAGACAACAGACCUUUGACCGAAAGGGAUGCGGGUGUGGCCCUUGCCGCCGCAACUGGAGCGUAUGGUGCGAAGGGGCACUCCGACAAGCAUGUCAAGAAAGCCAGGGACUUGGAACAUGGAGUGCCAGAUGACAAGGUUAAUGCACUCUACCAGCAUCCCAACGAGAAGAUUGACUCGGACGAUCCCUUCGUAGCUGCUGGAUACAUGAGACAUGGCAGCAAGGACACCAGAAAGAUUACGAACUCUUAUACCCCCGCUGAAGAUGUGGCUAUGAGAGAUCACUCUUUGGCCUCCCAGGCCACAGGCAAGCCUAACGAACGAAAUGACUCGAAACUCGGCUACGGCCUUGCAGCUGCUGGUGUAGGAGCUGGCGUAGGAGCUGGUGCUGGCUAUGCUGCUCACGAGCCUGCCCAUAGGGAUAGCGAGAUGAACAAGGUGCAUCCCAACCAGCAAAAAUUCCACGAAUCAACACCAAAACAUUCACAUGCUACCGCGCAGCCGUCCGAAUCAACUUAUGUUAUCGGCCAGCCUCAACUCGCAGUGCUUCCCGAAAGGGGAGUGAUCAGCGACCCCUCUGAAAGGGAGCAGAGCUUGCCACAUACAAGUUCCAGCGCAAACCGCUCCCUCGACAACCCUAGCCGCCAUGGCGAGUAUAAUAUCCCACCAGGCGGCACAUCUUCCGGCAUCAGCAUCGGCGACUAUCACGACGACAAGAAAAACGUGGUGGAUUCUUCGCUCAACACUACACAUGACGCCUCGGCAAGGGAUAACCACACUGGUGCCAAAGCGGCGGUGGCUGGUGCUAGUGUCGCCGGUGCAGGCGCUGCAGCUCGCUAUACCGGCCAGCGUCACAGCAACGCCUCAUCCGGGGUCUCCGGCGCCAGUGGCCCUGCGGCUACGGACUCUACAAGCAGUAACACGUAUAGGACCCUACCAACUGGCACACCCUCCGGUAUAAACGUCGACCACAGUCAGCAACACGGCCAGCGGAACGUCGCUACAUCAUCCCCCGUCGCGCACGGUUCCGUGGAUAACAACAACAAGCAUAGCGGUACUAAAGCCGCAGCUGGAGCCGCCGGUGUCCUCGGAGCUGGAGCCGCCGCAAAGCAGCACCACCACCACUCCCACCGUACCUCCAACGAUCAUAUAUCUACUCCAUCCCGCGCGUCUCGCGACUACCGGUCUCCCGCCGCUGCCGCAACCGCCAGCAGUUCCGGCAGCCGCGCAUCGACGGAUUCCAGCCACGGGGGGCAGUACAACGUCCUGUCCUCCGGCACGCCGUCCGGGAUCAACAUCGGCGAGCGGGACGACGUCGGGCGCAAGAACUUCUUAGAUAGCGUUCCUAGUCCUAGCAAGGCCAAGGGGUCCACAGCAAGAACAUCAACAGCACAUCCCGCUACUACUCCUGCUGCUGCAGCAGCACCGGUGCAGGAAGUGUGGCGAGGAGAAUGAUAUCACGGGGUACUUCCGCACGUGAGAGGGGUUACUGUCUGUAAAGGGAAAUGGGAAACGGAGAAUGAUAGUACGAGCGAUGGGGGGUUAGAGGGGAAGGGAGGUCCGGUAUGAUGUAUUACGAUUAUUUGCGGGAUGAAUUGUGCAAGAAAACAGACACUGCAAGGAAUGGGAAAUAAUGGAUGAGAUAGCAAUGUAAUUAGGCGUAAGGUUUGGUUAGCUAUAGCAGCAAGAUGAAAGAAAUACAACUAUGAGAUAUUGAAAGAUUACAUAUAAUUGUCUCUUG
Molecule: messenger RNA, 2998 nt
Organism: Daldinia caldariorum
Lineage: Eukaryota; Fungi; Ascomycota; Sordariomycetes; Xylariales; Hypoxylaceae
Exons: 1
Coding region: 208-2712 (834 amino acids)
Source: RefSeq, a predicted model, not a curated record